Molecule: messenger RNA, 1191 nt
Organism: Sporisorium graminicola
Lineage: Eukaryota; Fungi; Basidiomycota; Ustilaginomycetes; Ustilaginales; Ustilaginaceae
Exons: 1
Coding region: 1-1191 (396 amino acids)
Source: RefSeq, a predicted model, not a curated record
AUGACCGGUACUACCCCUGCCGUGCCAACUGUCUACGACACGCACUGUGACGGACCGGGCCUGCUGCCCGUCACACGCCCAUGGUCCGAGACGUACUGCAAGCUGCGCAAGUACACCGGAGACUCCUAUGCCGAGCUCGCGUUCCCGGACCCCACGCACGAAGACUACGAUUGCACGGGCAAGACCGUCAUCAUCUCUGGGUCGAACUCGGGGAUCGGCAAGCACGCUGCGAUCUUCUUCGCUCAAGCCGGGGCCAACGUCAUCAUGGCGUGUCGCAUGACGGCUACGCACGAGCAGCAUCCGGAAGAGGCCCGGAAGGAGGUGAUUGCAACUGCAGGGGUGGAGGAUAGCAAGGUCGAGCUGUGGGAGAUUGACUGUUCCUCGUUGGCCAACGUCGAAAGGUUUGGCAAGCGGUGGGUCGAGUCUGGAAGGACGUUGGACAUCCUGGUCAACAACGCUGGUUUGUCUGCGGGUCAGAGGAAGAUCACAGAGGAAGGUUUCGAGCUGACGCAUGUGAUCAACUUCCUCUCGCACACCCUACUGACGUUCUACCUUCUGCCGAGCAUGAAGCGCAGCAGUGCGCCACGUAUCAUCAACACCUGCUCGUGCUUCCACGCCGGCGGAAAGCUCGAUUUCGCCAACAUGGACAACGAAAAGAAAACCCCACUCGGCCCCGGCUGUGUCCAGGCGUACUGCGACACAAAGCUGUGGUUCCUCAUGUGGUCCGUCGAGCUCCAGGAUCGCCUUUCGCGAUCGGACGACUACCGCCACGUCAUCGUACACGGGAUUCACCCGGGCUUCGUCGGCAGUAACAUCUGGAGCAACCCAGACACCAAAGUUUUCUACCCCGUCCGCGUCGUCCUGCACGCUCUCAUCUACCGGCUCUCCAUCACUUCGAAGCAGGGCAGCUACGCUAUCAUCCACGCUGCUCUCGAUCCGAGUCUGGGUCUGCCUGUGGCUCUGACCAAAGGUGGCAAGAAGCCGCAGGUCGGCGAAAGCGCAAAGUUCGGCGGCAAGUUUGUGAAUCGUAACUUUGCCGACAUUCGAAGACCCGAGGUCGACGAUCCGCUAGCUAGAUCGAGACUCUGGCAGCGCGUCUUGGAGGAUGUUCAGGUGGCAAAGCGCGGCAUGGCCCGUGACCUACCUGACCAUCUCGAAAGCAUCAAACUGCUCGGUCGUGCCACAAAGUAA